ACAACCAAACAAAACAAGGUCACAAUAAGCAACUCUCACCCUCCCAACCCCUCAUUCUUUCCUCAAAGCCUUGUUUUUCACUCUUUCACAUUUCUUGUCCAAUCUCCCCUUUUUCUCCCUCUUUCCUCUCUCCCUUCUCAAUUUUGUUUUUGAGAGAGAGAAAAAAGAGAGAGAGAAAUCUCUCCCUCAUCAAUGGAAAUCAGCUCAAGACUUCAUCAUCAUCAUCAUCAUCAUGAAAGAGAGAAUCCAUCACCAAUGAACUCACCAAAAAGCAAUGUAAGCAACUGCAUGAGUAGCAGCAAUUCCAACAGCAAUGGAAUCCAAAUUCCAACACCACCUCUCACUCCAAAAACAAUCCCCAGAUCUGAUUCAAAUCCUUAUCCAACAACCUUUGUUCAAGCUGACACAACCACUUUCAAACAAGUAGUUCAAAUGUUAACUGGUUCGUCAGAAACAACCUCAACAACACCAACAACAACAAAACCAACAACAAAACCAAACCAACAACAAGAUCUACCUCAACAAACAAGAAACUUUAACAUCCCACCAAUCAAAACAGCACCUAAGAAACAAGGUUUCAAAUUAUAUGAAAGAAGAAACAGUCUCAAAAACAGUGUUCUUAUGCUGAACACCCUUAUGCCAAAUUUUUCACAGAAUUCCAAUUUCUCACCAAGGAAACAACAACAAGAAAUUCUCUCUCCAAGCUUGCUUGAUUUUCCUUCACUUGCUCUUAGCCCUGUCACACCAUUGAAUGAUGACCCUUUUGAUAAAUCUUCACCUUCAUUAGGAAACUCAUCAGAGGAAGACAAAGCAAUUGCUGAAAGGGGUUACUAUUUGCACCCCUCUCCUAUUACUACACCAAGAGAUGCAGAGCCACAGCUUCUUCCUUUGUUUCCUCUUUCUUCACCUAGAGUUUCACAAUCAAAUUCUUGAAGAGGAAAUAAUUGAUUGUUGUGUAAAAGAUUGAAACUUGCUAUGUGGGUCAUUUAGAUUGAGAAUUGAGAAUUUUACUACAUGGGUUUUGAAACAAGGUACAAUACAUAGCUUGGUUUCAUUUGUAAUAGUGGAUUUCUUCUUAGUCUUAACCAUGAAAUGGUCAAGAUCCUUUUUCUCUUCUUUAAUUAUCUUAUGUUUUGUCUUUAAUCUAUAAUUAUUUGCUAUCAUUUUCAUUUCCAUAAAUGAAAGAAGAAGAAAAAAGUCACUUUGUCUAAUGAAUUUUGUUUUAUUUUCCUUAUUCA
Molecule: messenger RNA, 1238 nt
Organism: Medicago truncatula (barrel medic)
Lineage: Eukaryota; Viridiplantae; Streptophyta; Magnoliopsida; Fabales; Fabaceae
Product: VQ motif-containing protein 4
Exons: 1
Coding region: 193-933 (246 amino acids)
Source: RefSeq, a predicted model, not a curated record